Mesitornis unicolor (brown roatelo) is the source of this 690-nucleotide messenger RNA. RefSeq lists its product as uncharacterized. The annotation marks the transcript as partial. Gene Ontology annotation, biological process: cell surface receptor signaling pathway. The transcript is spliced from 3 exons. The record is from RefSeq and is a predicted model, not a curated record. Gene Ontology annotation, cellular component: plasma membrane. Lineage: Eukaryota; Metazoa; Chordata; Aves; Mesitornithiformes; Mesitornithidae.
AUGAGGAUGUGGACAGCUUGGUGUGUGGCCAUGUACUUCUUCGGAGCAAGAGCUAAAAUCACCCAGACCUCAAAUCUUGUACUGAAAGAAAAUGACAAAGCUACUCUGACGUGCAGCCAAAAUGAUAAUCACAAUUAUAUGUCCUGGUAUCUGCAGCAGCCAGGGAAGGGGCUGCAACUGAUCUAUUAUUCCAUUGGUGAAAAUCAAUUGCAAAAGGGUGACAUUCACCAGGAAUAUGAAGCUAAACGGUUAAACCUUGCAGACUUCUAUCUGUAUAUUUUAUCUGUGAAGAUGAAUCAGUCAGCUGUCUAUUUCUGUGCCAGCAGUUUGGACACAUCACUUCAAAUUGGGCGUUAUGAGUUUAAUGGAUGGACUGUUACAUGGGUAAGGAAUUGGCUGGAUGACCAUGCCCAAAGUGUUACAGUCAAUGGCUCAAUGUCCAAGUGGAAACCAGUAAUGAGUGGUUUCCCUCAAGGGUCCAUACUGGGACUGAUACCAUUUAAUACUUUCAUCAAUAUCAUUGACAGUGGGAUUGAAUGCACCUUCAUCAAGUUUACAAAUGACACCAAGCUGAGUAGUGGAGCUGAUACACUUGGGGGAAGGGAUGCUUUCCAGAGGGACUUUGACAAGCUACAGGACGGGGCCCCUGUGAACAUCAUAAAGUUCAACAAGACCAAGUGGAAGUAUGAU